This is a messenger RNA of Fragaria vesca subsp. vesca, 513 nucleotides long. RefSeq names its product SKP1-like protein 3-like. NCBI's taxonomy places the organism in Eukaryota, Viridiplantae, Streptophyta, Magnoliopsida, Rosales, Rosaceae. Gene Ontology annotation, molecular function: cullin family protein binding. Gene Ontology annotation, cellular component: nucleus; cytoplasm. The transcript has a single exon. Bases 1 to 513 code for a protein of 170 amino acids. Gene Ontology annotation, biological process: SCF-dependent proteasomal ubiquitin-dependent protein catabolic process. The record is from RefSeq and is a predicted model, not a curated record.
AUGGAGAAGAUCACCGUGAGGACCUCAGAUGGCCAUGAGUUCGAGCUGGAGGAGCACCUGGCAUUGCAAUCGGCCCCCAUUAAAACCUCACUGGACCUUCCCGGUGAAACUGUACCGCUCUCCAACGUGAACAGCUGGGAGAUGGUGAAGGUCAUCGCGUUCUUCACCAAGCUACAAGAGCUGGAGACCAGUUUCGGCGUUAAAUUCAUGGAGAAAAAAGAGGAUCGGUUUCUUGAGGCCUUCCAGAACGAGUUCGACAAGGACUUGAGCGAUGAAAACUUGGUGUGUCUCCUUUGCGCUGUGAGUUACUUGGAAAUUGAGGUUUUGCAAGAGAUUAUGUGCAGCUUAAUGGCUGAGAGGAUCAAGACCAAGUCGCUCGACUAUUGCAGGGACUUGUUUGGGGUUUCGAGUGACUAUACUCCUGAAGAGGAAGCGAAAAAUCGGAAGGAUUAUUGUUGGGCUUUCGAAGGCUCUGAAAUUGAAAAAUACAAAAGACCUGCGCGCAGAUUGUAA